Solenopsis invicta (red fire ant) is the source of this 8875-nucleotide messenger RNA. Its product is annotated as leucine repeat adapter protein 25. The record is from RefSeq and is a predicted model, not a curated record. NCBI's taxonomy places the organism in Eukaryota, Metazoa, Arthropoda, Insecta, Hymenoptera, Formicidae. Bases 5788 to 7608 code for a protein of 606 amino acids. The transcript is spliced from 3 exons.
UCAACGGACUUACUGCCUGUUGACAAUUGAAAAGCAGCUGUCAUGCACCAGCUUCGUAUCGAGCGUAAUACCGUGAGUUCUUAGGCUUGUUCGCACCAGUAGUCUAGCUUUAAACUCGGUUCAACUUACUUUCUAUUUUUUUUUUUAUAGUUCUAGGAAUUAGAGUAAGUUAAACUACGAGUUUGAAGUUAUGCUGCAUUGGUGCGAAAGCGGACCUAAGACUCACAGUAUUACACUCGAUAUGAAGCCCGACAAUUGCUUUUAAAUUGAUUAACCGAGAGUAUUCCGAACGAUGGUAGAUUGGCUUAUUUUCUAGAUGUUGGCAGUCCUUUAGCUAAACCAAGAAAUAUUCUAAAUUUCGUUAUCAUCAUAAUUAGUCAAUAACUGUCAAUAACUCAAUUGUGAUAUCUAGGAAUUCUUUUACGAACUGAAAAUACUUUUCAAAAAAAUAGAGAAAAUCUACAUCUUUUCUUAGACAUUUUUAUAUACAUAUAUGAAUUUUAAAAUAUUCUAAAAUUCGUGUAAAAGAUCUGAGAAGUUUUCUGACAAGUUAUAAAGAAAUUCUGAAGAAUUCCGAAAUUUAUACCCUGAGUACGAAGUUAAGCAACACUGCUGCACUGAUGAGAACGCGCCUGAGAAAACAAAAGAAUCGUUAAAAAAGAAUACUAUUUAUUCACGCAGCCUAAUUGUGAACGGUCUAAGGAGGAUGUCGUGCACCGAGAGACUCGCGUAUCGCACUUACGUAAUACGCGCAAAAGAGACAUCUUUUGAUAAACUCUCUGCUUAGCCGAGUUUAUAACGAGUACAGUUCACAGGCGGACUCGCGAGCGCCUGACAUUGGCAUUCGGAGUCCGCGUCUCGAUCGCGCACUCCGCGAAACCCCGUGACCCAGUAAUCGAAUUUUGUUUUGACGGCCGCGUCGCGCGGUAGCGACCGGACGGGAACGUCUUCGAGCGACAUGCAGAUGUACGACCACGAUCCGAUUUCGACCGGUCUAGGAACCGGCCGGACCGCGCGGCGAGACGGGCGAUCGAAGCGGGGAAGAAAGGCUAGAGGAGGAGAGAGUGAGGGGGGGGGCGAUUUGCAUUUUAUCGGCGGGAGAUCGGACCGCAAAAGUGGAACGGGUCGUUUUUGCCUGAGCCAGAGCGAAACAGAGUGUGAAUAAAUUCCGAGGCCCGCGUUUUCCCAGCCAGCCGGCCGGCCGUGCCACUUCCUCGGGCUUAAUUGCGCCGUGAAUGGGCGGGCGAUACGCACGGCGGCGAUCGCGCGCCGAUAACGCGUAUCAUCGGCGGUCACUUCAUUUCACGGAGCACGCGAGUCUGCAGGAUACCGGCUGGUUAUCUUAUCUCCGCGAUCCUGCCUCGCGUGCAGCGACGGAAGAGACGAUGUUUGCGAAACACUCGAGGAGCAUCGCGACUAAACGAUUCUGCAAUGUAAUGGAAACGUGAUCGAUUACGAGAGAUCGUCAUAUAAUAACUUGGAAAAUUCCUGUGUUAAGUCCUUCGAAAAAUCGCGUCGAGAAAACGUACUCUCAAAAUCUGAAUCGGUGAAAUCUUACCGAUUUGCAGUGCUAUACGUAUAACUAUGGUCAUCAGUAACUAUUCGCUGUCGCUCAAUGUGAUUCUAAUUAAGAUGAGGAUUUCUCAGUGUAUUAUCACUUAAAAACAGUGUCCAUCUCUGACUGAUAUAACCGAUUCCGAUUUAGAGAGUGGAUUCGAGCGUGGCACGAGACUUAAAGGAGAGAAAGCUUCGUUAAGACGAAUUGCACGAGUUAAGAGUAAUCGCGCUCCCCUGGAAUCCUCUUCCCGCAAUCUUCGAAAUGUAGGGGAGAAGAAGGAAAACGGAGGGAAGGCAGAACGUCGUCGCGCAAGCUACGGCACUGGCGAACGGACCUCCAUGCCAUUGCGGAGGACGGCGCGGCGGAGCGGUGGAAACCUAAUGGGUCCCUUCCCUUUUCUUCGUCUUGCUCCGUUCGCCUCUUCCUUCGAUAGUCCUUUCCUUUCUCUUCCCGUCUCGCCUCCCGUUCUCUUUGUCCACCACGGGUUUACUCUCUCACGCGAUACCACGGCGAUACCGCCGGUCGCGAUAUACACCUACACCCAACGCUGGAGGUAGACGGACCCCGAGAUGGUCGCCCCAGGGACCAUCUCGUUUCAUAACUGACUCCUAAUCUCCUAAUUUAUGAUUUCUGGUCCUUUUAAUUCCCACUCUUUUUAAUCCGCAGUCUUUUUAAAUCGUGAUUUCUAAUCCUUUUAAUUCAAGAUCUUUGAGCCUUUUAAUUUGUAAUUUCUAGUUUUUUUUUUUAAACAGUAACCUACUGUGACCCGGAAGUGUAUCUUUUUUUCAAGUCAUGAUUUAAUUCUGAACCUUUUAAUUCGUAAUUCCCAGUCCUUUUAAUCCUAGUCUUUUUAAAUCGUGACUCGUAGUCCUCUUAAUUUGAUUCUUAUUGUUUGUUCUUUUAAUUCGUGACUCUCGGUCCUUUUAAUUCGCAAUUUCCCGUUCUUUCAAUUCGUGACUGAACUAAUCUUUUAACUCGUGACUCCUAGUCUUCUUAAUUCGUGCCGAAUCGUACCAUAAAGUUUCAUUCGCAGCUUUUUUAUUGCGUUCCGCUGCGAGAUCGUCUAUCUUUUAACGCGCAUUCUUUACUUCGCGUUUAUCUCUUUUGCGAGAAAUCGUAAUGACGUGCCGUGCUUCGCCGAAGCACGGAAACCGAUAUAUGAUCGAUAAGACGCUUUAUGCCUCACGAACUCUAGAAAGUUCACGUUUUAUCGCAGAUCGCCGUUCGCGUCGAUGCGAAUAAUGUGUAUUUCAAAAUGAACGCACAUUCGCGGGUAAUUAACCGCUACACCUGCCUUGGAUACAUAUAUGAUGUAAAGAAACGAGAAACGAUAUGCGGCGGGUACCGUGAAGUGUAGCGCUCGUAACUUUACGGAAUCACGGCGAAAUCGGCUUACAUAAACUUAAACAAUCUCGGGCGAAUGCGUGUAUGUAAUUAGGACGCGCCGGUGCAUAAUUGAAUCCAUUCGAGCGAGUCCUGUGAAAAUGCUUCACGCCGAUGGUAUAACGUAAUGAUAAAGCGUAACCGGUAUAAGUUUCAGAUACCUCCGACAGCUAGGUUCAAUUUCCCUUUGCAAAUUAAUGCUCCCUCAUUUUCGAUACUCCGAGCAAUCGGGGAGUUUAAUUUUAGACGAGAACCGAGAGAUCGUGUAGCGGCGUGAAAAUAUUAUACGGAAAGGCGGCAUCCCCGAGAAGAACUUGAAUGCCUUUAACGACGCUAGAAAGUGUGACCGCGACUUUCCGUAAAGUUUAGAACGGCGACUUUUUCCCCUCGAGAUCUGCUGAUUUUACGUAACGCGCCCCAGCGAUCUAAGAGUUUUUCCUAUCAAGUCGAGAACUCGCACAUCAUCCUACGAUCAGCAUUCAGCAAGUGUCGAGAUCGCCACGAGACCCGGCGGUGGUGAACCUUCACCAUCGCCGUCAACCGCAGGUCCUCUCCUUUGCAUUCGCCUCUGUCUCUGGUUCCCUUCUGUGCCUUCUACACGCACACACACACACACACAUACCUAGGUACACGCUUACUCACUCGUUUAUUCGCGCUCUCGCUCAUUCGCACGCUCAUUCCUUUAGCCACUCGCUCGCUCGCUCAUACACAUAAACGCGCAAGGCGCACACUCGUUGACUACCUGACGAGAACUCGAGCUCGACCAGUCACGUGGCCACCGAUCGCGAAGGAUGUUUGUGGGACCGCAAAGUCAGUCCGCGGCGGUCGGUCCGUCGAGAAAGAGAGGAUAGAGAGACGCGACCGCGUGGAAGAGAAGGAGGGAGAGGACAGGACGGAGGAGGAGAUACUGGAUCGGGGAUACCGCCUGGGGUCUCGGGAUCGUCGCUGCUCUAGCUCUACCUGUCCGAAGGCAUUCAGCGCGCGGUCGUUUCGGCUCGUUCCUCCGUAGUUCGCCGGAGUCAAAGUUUUCUCGAGGUGUUCUCCGCGAUUGACUCCCAUUACACGGGAGAAGUCUCGGUCGGGUCGACGAAAGGAGGAUUUUCCUCGACGCGAUCGUUAUGCAAGAGUUAAUAAUGUUGUGAUUAUAAUAAGAAGGUUCCUCGACGCGGGUGGGAUCGUCGAAUUGUUGUUUGUGCGUUAGAAAGUGUGGGCUGUGCGGCAUUUCGGUGCACUGAAACGUGGAAGACGCGAUGUGACGUCAAGCGAGACUCGGAAGUGACUGUUGAAGACUCGGGUGACGCGAAGUAGCUUAGAUUGACCAAGUCAUUUUCUUCAUUCGGAAUAAGACGCGAGUUUGAUCCUGUGGACUUCCUCAACAAAAUUUUUGCACUUCUACCAUUGUUUGGUAGUGAAGGAAGGACGUCUCAUUGUGAUGAAGUAGUUAAAUUGCCGAAAUUUUGACACGCUUGAAAAGGAGAAAAAGGUGGAAAGGAGGAAAAAAAUAUGCUUCCAGAAUGUGACACCCAACUUUGAUAGAAUCGGCGAACAAUUUGGGGCGCAUUGCGAUAGAAAGCUUACUCGCGAACCACGAUAAGUCAGGUUGCCGCGUUUGUUCACAAAGAAGCGGGCUCGCCGGGUCUGCUCGCACACUCUUCGUGGAAGGAAAGCACGAGCGAGCGAGAUAGAAAGGCGACUAUCGAGGCCGUAACGUCAUCUCGAACAUCAGUUUCAAUGACAAGCUAGAAAGAGAGAGAGAGAGAGAGAGAGGGGCGGCACGAAACGCGCGCGAAGUAAAUCUUGGUAUUGAAAAAUUGGAGCUGGCUUCUCGAGGCCGAGAACUAAUCGACGAGAGGAGGAGUAGUUUACGACGUGAUUCCCGCACAUAUUGUGUGCAAAGUUGCGAGGGCGAAGGCGGAUUUGGGAAAUUGAAGGUGCCGCGCACGAGGCCGCUUGCGAGCGUCCGAGUUUCGUGGCUCCCGCGGAAUUGUAUGCAAAAUCGCGUCGGCGAUCUCGCGAGGCAUCGGCGCGAUCGCGACCCGCUUACGAAUAAAGAGGACGAGGUGGACUCGAGGGGAGAGAACGAAAGAGAAGAGGCGAAAGAGAAGGAAACGCAGGCGAAUCGAGGGUACGCGCGGCAAGAUUGCGGCGAUUUCGCUGGCGCAACAGUGUGGAAUCAUGUGGCGACGUUGCACAACACUCCCGUCAUCUCCGAUCGGCAUUUAACGCGGCGCUCGUGUUCGCUCGUGCGUUUUAAGCGAGCGAGAAUUCCGAGGAACGCGCGCGGCGUCGCCAGCUACUUCGCCACUCGCUGGACGGCAGCAAACAGAUUUUUAUAUCAGAUAUCCGACGGCUGUUACGUCCGUCUGCGAUUGACGGAUACGUCACGCUAAAAUGCGCUGUUGCAACGAAAUCGCAAACAACGAAUUGAUUGUCGCGUGAAGAAUUCUAUGGGUGUCGAAACACUGCUGACGACGAGAAACUUAUCAAGCUCACAAAACGCCCCGCUCGCCGAAUUAUUUCGUGGCGUUUCUCAUAUUCCGUCGGCCUGGAAUAGACGGACGGGCGCGAUAAGGACGAUGAUAAGCGUCGCCGACUUAUCUUCAGAGAAAUUUGAACGGAGCGCAGUCUUCGCCUUUUACGCGCGCGAGGUGAAGGCACUCCGCGUUACCACUGACAUUUAGUCAUAUCGCGUCUAGUAAUAGCACAGAUAUUUUUACGCGUCGACGUGAUCGCGAGCCGGGACCUGUGCAUGGUUGGAUAGUUCAAAAACUUCGCAUAACACGUAUAAGCGCGUGUCGUCAUCGAGGAUGAGUAACCGCGUCGGUUAGGUGUGAAAAGCGAGUGGAAUGCAGUUGGCAACCAGUCAGAGGCCUCACCCGCCUCCGGUGCCACCUCGGCCGAGUCGGCAGGUGGUUGCCGAGGCCCUUAAGAGAUCGCCAAGGCCGCCCUGUCCCACCAGGCAGGCACCCCCGCCUCCGAACACGAAGCCCUGGAGAUCCGAUCAGCAACAAGUGCAACAGCAGCAGCAACUGCAGCAGCAGCAACAACUGCAGCAGCAGCAGCUGCAGCAGCAGCAGCAACAGGUGGACCUAACGGGCGGACGCACGAUCGUGUAUGAGUCCCUCAAAGAGUGCACGAAGGAUGGCAAGGAGGAGAGCAUAUUCAACGACAGAAAUCAGCGGGAUUGCAACCAAGCGCAAAAUGCAGACAGAAAUGUCGAGGAUAGCCGGUCGGAGAACGGAGGCAAAAUUACCUCGUCUCACGAGCAGCAUCAUGGAGCCGGCAGCGGUUCAGAAAAGCUUCAUUUCACGGGAAACGUCCCAGUGAACAUCGUGCGGAAGCGCAACAGUCUGACCGAGGAUCAACGACCACAACGUAGGCUAGAGAUCCGAAGAAAUUCCCGCGGGAAGGACCUGAUCGGUGGUCUAUCGUAUCAUCGUGAGCGAUGCAAGGAUUCAUCCGAUAAAGAUCAGCAAGGAGAGAACAGUGUGGUCUCGACGAAGAAAUUGGAAACGGCAGCGACGACGACGACGACGACGACGACGACGACGACGACGACGACGACGACGAAGCCACCGGUGGCUGCCCGAGCUGUCAACGUGUCCUUCGAAGACGAGCACCGUGCCUCGUCCUCCAGUCCGGAUGGUGGACGAGGAGUCACGGUGAGUCACGCGGAAAAAUGCAACGGCGAUCCGGAGAGAGCGGACGGACGCGAUACCCGGCCGACGCCCACGUGCCGCUCGUGUCCUGGUGAGCAACAAUUGCAACAGCAGCGGCAGCAGCAGCAGCAGCAGCAGGAGGAAGCGUUCGCGGCGAAUGGAAAGCUCGCGGAGAACGGCGGUGUCAAGAGAGUAUCCUCGAUCGAGAGAUCAACGAGCGUUGACCGUGCCGCCACCACGUUGCUCGUCGUUGACGAACCAGAGCGUAAAAUCGUGCUCAGCGACCACGAGGACAGUAACGACAACGACAGCGACAACAAUAUCCACCGGCAGGACUGGCUGGAGGCGGGGAUCCGUUACUCCUCCACACAAAUUACUUUGUACGGUGAUGACGGCGACGACGACACCGUCAGCAGAGAUCGCGUCAACGGUUACGAUCACCGAGAAGAGGAGAGAAUCACUGAUCUUGAUUUCAUCAGUAUACAAGAAAGGAUCGCGAUGUCUUCCCUACAAGGAUUACCCCCGUUACCGAGGAGCCUGAGCGGCUUCAACCUCAGUGGACGUUGCGAGAGCAGCGAGCCGCCUCCACCGCCCACGAGGUCGUCCAGUAAAUCCCAAAGAGGCGGUAAAACGUCGUUGCAAUCGUCGUCGUCGAGGCCGUCACCACCUGCCAGACAGCUCACCACCCUGGAUACCCAGCUGGCGGUGCUCAGGAGAGAAAUGUUUGGCCUGCGGCAGCUCGAUCUCUCCUUGCUGUCGCAAUUGUGGUCGUUGAACGAGUCGAUCCAGGAGUUCCGGCAGCUGUUGCAGGAGCAGGAAGACCGAGCGCCUUCGCCGUCGCCCAGCAGCGAGGAGGGAGACGAUACGUCUUACGGAGUGCAUCCACCGCCGCCGCCGAGAAGACCGGCGCCCACGCUGCAUCAUCAUCGGCCGCCGCGACCCCCCAGGCCGCCCAGGCCAUCGGCCAGCGACGAAUCGCCGUCGAGCGAGGAGUACGGGGCCGUUUGACGUAUCGUUACCGAGAGGAAGAAACAUACGAGAAGGUCUCGGUCCUCUCAUCGCACCUAGAACGGCGUUUUGGCGAGUGCCAAAAUAUCUCCGAACACGAGGAGAAAAAAAGAGACUUGUGUGAAAACGAAAACUACGACGGUCAAGACUCGUAGAUAUACAAGCAUCAUGAUAUUCGAUUCGGAAUUACUGAUUCCUAAGAGCAUCUUGCAACCUCGGUUGCAGAGCCAUUCGAGAUCGCGAUUCAUGAGACGGUUCUUUAAUUCGUGACCGGAACCGACGAUCGAAUCGGUCGGUUGACUGGCAGAUCAUUUCCCGGUAAAUUAGUCGUGGUCGCACGUAUACAGCGCUAUCCGUUGUCUGGAGAAGCCAUUCACUUUUCCCGUAAGUUGUCGCUCGGAGAGCUAUUCGAGAUUAUCUGCGACCGCUGCUUCAGCACGAAAGGAUUGAUGAUCGAAUCGAAACUCGACUUGGCGGAAGACCGCAGUAGUUCAGCCGCCAUUACGCGAACGCUAUUUCGUCUAUACGAGGAUAAUAAUCGCUGCUCACAGAUCCGGAGAAGAGUAUCGACUUGCCAAUUUGCAAUAACGACAUUCCGCAUAUAUCGCGCUCUAAAUAAGGAAGGACUCGAUUGCCGCGAGCGAGAGAGCUGACUUCAGCUCGGCGCGCCCGCUCUCCUCUCUAUUUGUGAUAACGCUCGAAGGGGCCUUUGAUUAAUGAUAAUCGCAUCCAUUUGUGCGGAUUAAGAUUUCUCCGCGUACUCCGCUCUACCGUAGAGCAAUUGUAACUGAUCCGAGCCCAAAGCACCGCGAUUCUUUCGUGUUGUGAUCCAAGAAAUAGCGCGAUUCUUUGGCGUCACCAGCCGGCUGGUGAAUCCGAAAGAAUCACAGCGUUCCCUUUUCUCUUCCAUGUUUCUUUUUUAUACCGUUGUCAGCCCGUCGUAAAGCUUAUCCUCGUUGCUAACGUCGGGUUACCUGCGCAAUUAGAUCUGCCGUACACACGAAGGGGAUGAACAAAUUUAAUAUCUGUAAAAAAAAAAAUAUUUAACGUGUGAUUUCUAAAUGUAUGAGUUCUGAUAGAUGUUAGACAGGUAAACAGCAAGCCUUAUAGAUACGUAAUACCUUAUGCCAAGUCUUCGCAUGUACGGCAUCUUCGAGAAAACUAAGAUUGUCAAUGUUCCGCGGCGCCCUUUCGUAUAGACUAGUAUGAGCUGUGUGUAAAAAUAUAUGUAAGACUAUCUGCAAAAAUAAAUGAGACUUAAUUUAAA